CAGAAUUUUCGCGUGCAGAGAACUUUUCCCCAAAAGACGAUUCGCAUUUUAACACCUCCGUCUCCAUUUCCUCGCUGUAACGGUUCGAGGAGGAGCAGGAGAAGGAGAAGAACCAGCACCCCACCAAAAAAAAAAAAAAAAAUCAACGCCGUCCUCUCCUUCUUCUCCUUCCACCCCAGUACCCAAAUCAAGAACAGCUCUAACUUCACAAAUUGGGUCCCAAAUCAUCAAUGGCCGAGAAAAAUGAGAACCCAAAUCAUCUCCACAAGACUUCAAUUCCACCGUACAUGAAAGCAAUCUCGGGCUCAAUCGGAGGGGUAGUGGAAGCCUGUUGUCUACAGCCGAUCGACGUCAUAAAAACCCGGUUACAGCUCGACCGGUCCGGUUCCUACAAGGGAAUUAUCCACUGCGGCACCACCGUGGUGCGCACCGAAGGGGUGCGGGCUCUUUGGAAGGGUCUGACACCGUUUGCGACGCACUUGACUCUGAAAUAUACGCUUCGAAUGGGAUCGAAUGCGGUGUUUCAGGGAAUGUUCAAGGACUCGCAGACAGGGAAGAUCAGUAACUAUGGGAGGGUUCUUUCCGGUUUCGGAGCGGGUGUUCUUGAAGCUCUUGUUAUUGUCACGCCUUUUGAGGUGGUAAAAAUCAGGCUGCAGCAACAAAAAGGACUGAGUCCCGAGCUUUUAAAAUACAAGGGACCUGUUCACUGUGCUCGUUUGAUCAUCCGUGAAGAAGGCCUCCUUGGGCUCUGGGCAGGGGCUGCCCCAACCGUCAUGCGCAAUGGGACAAACCAGGCUGCCAUGUUUACAGCGAAGAAUGCUUUUGACAGGAUCCUGUGGAAGAAACAAGAGGGUGACAGGAAAGUCCUCCAACCAUGGCAGUCUAUGAUAUCUGGAUUUCUUGCUGGAACAGUUGGUCCGGUGUGCACUGGCCCCUUUGAUGUUGUAAAAACAAGGCUGAUGGCUCAGAGCCGAUCUGCGGGCGAGUUGAAGUACAAAGGCAUGGUCCAUGCUAUCACAACAAUAUAUGCAGAGGAAGGGUUGCUUGCCUUGUGGAAGGGACUGCUGCCCCGGCUAAUGAGGAUCCCACCUGGCCAGGCCAUCAUGUGGGCUGUGGCUGACCAAGUGACUGGGUUCUAUGAGAAGAGAUAUAUACAUAAUGCACCCUUAUAGGUUUUUGCUUUCACAACCUGAAGACACUUGGAAGGUUUGCUUCUGUUUGCUACCAAAGCCACUCUAUGGUUAAAGCAGCUUCCACAUUCACAAGGCUACUAAGCUUGGGUGUCAGAAGGGAAAAAAACAAAAAACAAAAAACAUUUUGUUGACAGAGAAGCAGAGAAAAGUAACCUGCAGGGACUCGAGAAGUUGCAUGGAUGAUACAAAGGCACAAAUCCGUCCUUAUGAGGUAUAUGAUGCCUCGGGUUGGAAUUUUUGCAUGUUCUUACGCACCUUGCAUACUGCUAAUUUACGGUGAUUUUAUUGGAAGUCAAGUUAGCAGUUUUUUAGGAUUUUCUCGUCUUUUACAAAUGUAUGUAUCCUUUUUGCAUUGUUGUUAUAGAACAAAAACUACAUGUAUUGGAAAGCAUGUUAGCCUAUGAUGGAAGAAUUGAUUUUCAAGCACUUUAAUUUCCUCAUUUAAUGACAAAUAAAAUGGUUGUCAAUUUGUAGCAAUAAGAUGCUAUUAAAUAUUUGACGUUCUCUACCUCAAUUAUUACAAUCGUAAGUGAUCUUUAAUA
Molecule: messenger RNA, 1735 nt
Organism: Cornus florida
Lineage: Eukaryota; Viridiplantae; Streptophyta; Magnoliopsida; Cornales; Cornaceae
Product: mitochondrial succinate-fumarate transporter 1
Exons: 3
Coding region: 231-1172 (313 amino acids)
Biological process (GO): fumarate transport; succinate transport
Source: RefSeq, a predicted model, not a curated record